AUGGCUCCCAAGAACAACGCCAAGGGCGGCGACAAGAAAGGCGCUGCCGGCAAGGGCAAAGGCAAGGACGCUGGCAACGACGACAAGAGCAAAGUCAAGGGCGCACAGUCGAUCAACGUGCGGCACAUUCUGUGUGAGAAGCACGCCAAGAAAGAAGAAGCCCUUGAGAAACUCCGCAAUGGAACCAAGUUCGACGAAGUGGCUCGUGAGUUCUCCGAGGAUAAGGCGCGGCAGGGAGGUUCCCUCGGUUGGAAGACCAGGGGAGAUCUUGAUCCAGCCUUUGAGAAGAUUGCCUUUGAAUUGGAGCCCAGCACUACGGCGAAACCUAAGUAUCAAGAGGUGAAGACGGGCUUUGGGUAUCAUAUUAUCAUGGUGGAGGGACGCAAGUGA
Messenger RNA from Penicillium cataractarum, 390 nucleotides. RefSeq names its product peptidylprolyl isomerase. Gene Ontology annotation, molecular function: peptidyl-prolyl cis-trans isomerase activity; DNA binding. The record is from RefSeq and is a predicted model, not a curated record. Bases 1 to 390 code for a protein of 129 amino acids. The transcript is spliced from 3 exons. Gene Ontology annotation, biological process: rRNA processing. Lineage: Eukaryota; Fungi; Ascomycota; Eurotiomycetes; Eurotiales; Aspergillaceae.